AUGACAUCAACAACUCAAGAUCCAUUUUAUUUAUAUUCAUCUCAAAAUCGUCGUUUAUAUCCCAUUUCUGAUUAUCCAAUCACUCAUUUACUUGAUCGCAUUAACAUACAUUGUCGUAUGCUAAAACAACCUAUAUAUAUCAAACGUUUCCUCUAUGCAUUCAUUUUUCUUUUAUUAUGGACUUUGUUCGAUACAUUUUUCUUUCGAUUACAUGCAAAAAUUUAUAAUGCGACCUUUGGACCUUUUCAUUUCAAUCAAAAACAAUUUGUAGAAUAUGUUAAUCAAUAUAAAAAUGAUCAGUCAUUCUUACCGCAAUUUGGAAGAAUUGAAUAUAUUCAAGUGGAAUUAAAUGAAGAUAAUAUUCAAAACUCAAUAGGUAAAUAUGAUACUAUUCGACGAUAUUCAAAUCCACGAACACGUGAUAAUCAUAUUGCUACAUAUAAAAAAAUUACACAUCCGUCAAUAUAUGUUAAAUUACCUACAAAUUCACAAAAACGUUUUCAUCUACAUCAUCCAAUUCAUUUUCAAUCAUAUUCAAUUCAAACAUUACAAUGUAUUGUAAGAAAUCUACCAUUCAAUUCAGCAUACACAUAUCGAACAUGGACUGAAAAAUCUGAAUAUAUUCAAUAUAUUAAUGAAGAAUAUGCAAAGAAUUCCACAGAAUUUAACAAAGCAGUAUUAACAAAAUGUGGAGUAUUAAUUGGAUUUCUCUAUCGACCUCGAUAUGAAAGAGGUUUUACUGGAAGAGGUGAACAUACAUUUACAUCGGAUGAUAUAGCAUUAAAUAUGACACAUAGUUAUUAUUUUUUCUAUUUAUUACUAUUUUUUGGUUUAAUAUUCAUUUGCCUAUGUCUUAUAUGUUUAAUUUAUUUCAUUCUUUAUUUAUCAAAUAUUAUCAAGUUCAAAGUUUUUCAUCCAUUUGGAAUAUGGUCACUCUCGUUGAAAUUAUCUCCAGAUGUCAUUGAAGAGCUUUAUCUAUUAAAUGUGUAUGGUUCUCCACAUGAACAAUUAUUAGAAUUGGAUAGACUUAUUAAGGAGAGUUCAAACAAAUAUGCUGAAAAGCUUGUAAUCAUUAGAAAUGCUUCUGAUGACUUAUUUGUUGUCUUAUUAAAAAUGAAUGAAAAUGAAGGAUUAGAUCUUACUGAUGAAUCAUCACCAUUUAUUGUUUGUCCUGCUACUGAUAUACGAAAAACGACACAUAAUAAUGGAAUUUGCUAUGGUAAAGAUUCAUCAUGGAUUCCAUGGCCAUGGCCAUGGCCAGUCAUAGUAACAGAGGAAAAUGAGUAUGCAAAUUGGCUACAUCAUCGACUAAUAGAAAUAAGUGAUGUUUAUAAACAACGACAUGAACAACGUCUUCGAUAUGAACCAAACAGCGAACCUCUGCAGGAUGGUACACAUCCAAUUUUGAGAUUGGGUACUAUUGAAUAUAGAAAUACUCGUCAACGACGUCCACAAGUAAAUACGACAGUUACACAUAACAGUCCUUUAUCAGCUUUAAUCCAUGAAGAAAACAAUAAUCAACGUUUCAAGAUUGAGAGACAAACCACUAUUGAAUACUUUAACAAUCUAUCGGCUUCUACUAGUCCAGCUACAGCUGAAUUUAUUGCUCGAUUUCGCUUGGAACAUGAACAUAAUCAUCAAGUUGUAAAUGAGGAUAUGAUGAAGGAACAAAAUACGUGUACAGUUUGUAUGGAAGAUCUGAAAAUCAAUCAGUUUUAUGCGCGCUGGCCAUGUUCUGAUGCGGUGCCUCACUUAUUUCAUUAUGAUUGUAUGUUGGAAUUAUUAAGAAUGAGAAAUACAUGUCCAAAUUGUAGAUAUGAAGUCGAAGAUACUCCAAUAGAGUGA
Molecule: messenger RNA, 1845 nt
Organism: Adineta steineri
Lineage: Eukaryota; Metazoa; Rotifera; Eurotatoria; Adinetida; Adinetidae
Source: the annotation of a GenBank genome assembly